Archocentrus centrarchus (flier cichlid) is the source of this 516-nucleotide messenger RNA. RefSeq names its product lactose-binding lectin l-2-like. The transcript is spliced from 2 exons. Lineage: Eukaryota; Metazoa; Chordata; Actinopteri; Cichliformes; Cichlidae. The record is from RefSeq and is a predicted model, not a curated record. Bases 1 to 516 code for a protein of 171 amino acids.
AUGAUCUUCCUCCUCUUCUUGUUUGGUCUGGCUCUGGGUGCAGAGUCUCCUUCUGAUGACAAAGAAGUCAAGCUACAACUUGAUAACCAGGCGGUGAAGUUACUGCGUGGAAACUGUCCCUUGUUCUGGUACAGCUUCAAUGGCUGCUGCUACAAAUAUGUUGCCACACACAUGACCUGGGCUGAUGCAGAGUUUUACUGUUUGUCAGAGGGAGCAAACCUGGUGUCUGUCCACAACAAAUACCAAGAUGACUUCAUCAAAUCCCUGAUCAGGAACUUUGAUCAUGCUGGGGGACCCACUUGGAUUGGACUCAGUGACAUUCACAGAGAGGGCAGAUGGAUGUGGUCUGAUGGUUCUGCUGUACGUUUUGCCUAUUGGAAUACAGGCGAACCAAACAACAGCGGAGGACGAGAACAUUGCGUACUAAACAACUAUGGUACAGCCAAGAAGUGGGGUGACUACUCAUGCUCUUAUAGUUAUCCCUCUGUUUGUGCAAAAUGCAAUGUCUGUAAUUAA